AGUACUUCCGGCGGGUGUAUGACUUUGAAAUGUCUUCACAUAAAAAUAUUGAUUUAACAGAAUUCAAGAUGGAUUUAAAGUGUUACAGUAAGAUAUUUGAUAAAGUGAUAUUAGAUAUAUACGAGUAUGAUACUCGUUCAAAGGAUAUGACCCAGUUUUUGGAGUUUUCGCCAGCCGAAAUCGCGUCUUGUUGCACGCGGGAGGUAAAAAGAACGGGAUUUUACCAUUUGUUCCCCAUAUCAUGUCAACAACAUCAUGGGGGAAUCUUGAUCCAUCUUCAAUACCCAACAAUAACAACAACAACAACGGAGUACCGAAAUCAGAGUCUGGUUUUAUGUCCAAAUCCUGGGGCAAUAUGGAUGUCCCACCAUCAGUGCCAAACAAUGGCCCCUCUGUUCCCCCACCACCAAAAUCAGAAAAUGAGGACGAUUUGAACGAUGAUGAAUUGGGUAAUGACGCCGAGGGGGUUUGGAGUCCGGAUAUUGAACAGAGUUUUCAGGAGGCAUUAGCAAUUUAUCCACCGUGUGGAAGGCGGAAAAUUAUUCUAUCUGAUGAAGGCAAAAUGUAUGGUCGAAAUGAGUUGAUAGCUCGCUAUAUAAAAUUACGGACCGGCAAGACGCGGUCAAGGAAACAAGUUUCUAGUCAUAUACAAGUUCUUGCACGGCGGAAAACAAAAGAGGUUCAAGCAUCAUUUAAAGAGAACUUUUCAAACUUUCAGGACCAGGCAGCGAAGGACAAGGCUUUACAAAGUAUGGCUGCCAUGUCGUCUGCUCAGAUAGUUUCUGCAAGUGCUAUACACAGUAAGGCUGUUGGUCUCCCGGGCCUACCGCCAGGGUUCAAUCCAUCAUCCGUCCGGCCGGGCUACCCCGGCGCCCCACCAAAUUUUUGGCAGCAUCCAAACGCUCAGGGAGAUGUGAAGCCACCAUAUGGUGCCCCAGGGUACGGGCUUGAUACAAAACCACCUACAUCAAUGAACAGUGAAAUGACCCCGUCAUGGCAGGGUCGAAGUAUUGCCGGUCCAAAAUUACGUCUUGUUGAAUUUUCUGCCUACCUUGAACAGCAAAGGGACGGUGAUCAGUAUCAUAAACAUCUUUUUGUGCAUAUAAACUCCAAUGCUGGAUAUGCAGAUCCUUUAUUAGAGGCUGUUGACAUAAGACAGAUAUACGAUAAAUUUCCAGAAAAGAAAGGCGGUCUUAAAGAAUUAUAUGAUAAAGGUCCACAACCAGCAUUUUUCCUUGUCAAAUUUUGGGCGGAUAUUAACACAAACGUACAGGAUGAACAAGGAGCAUUUUACGGUGUUAACAGUCAGUAUGAAUCUAGUGAAAAUAUGACUAUUACAUGUUCUACAAAAGUGUGUUCAUUUGGAAAGCAGGUUGUUGAAAAAGUAGAGACCGAGUAUCCAAGGUUUGAGAAUGGCCGGUUUGUGUACAGAAUUCAUCGGUCUCCAAUGUGCGAAUAUAUGAUCAACUUUAUACACAAAUUGAAACACCUGCCAGAAAAAUAUAUGAUGAAUAGUGUACUGGAAAAUUUCACCAUCUUACAGGUUGUCAGUAAUAGAGACACACAAGAGACUGUUUUAUGUAUUGCAUAUGUGUUUGAAGUUUCAACAAGUGAACACGGAGCACAGCAUCAUAUAUAUAAGCUGGUGAAAGACUGAUGUGCUUACUCCGACAAAAAAUAGUGCAUGAUUUGACGCUUUACCACUUGUGUAUGAAUACAUAUACAGACCAUGUGUGCUGCUAAUUUUAACAAAGAAGAAGAGAACAUUUAUAUGGUGCAUCAGACUAAAAACUGUGAAUUUACACAGUGACAGCACUUAGAUAAAAAGGUGAUCUUCCCCCAGUGAAUGUUAGCCGGUGUAUCAGUGUCAGAAAAAAUAUAAAAAAUUAGUUCAGAAAGGGCAACAGAAUGAUUAAAAAAUGUAGUCCAGAAGAAUCACGUCAAAAAGUAGUUCCAAAACCAAAAUAAAUGGGUUAUUCUACUUAACACUGAAUCAAGGAUUUAACUGAAAUGUAAACUUUUAGAGAUAUAAAUAAAUGAAGCAAAUUUAAAAAAUAUUUUUUUGACACUGGGUUUACGCUUUAGUUAAAAAAGAUUUUUGUCUUCCAUAAUGUUCAAGAUGCAAAGGAUUUAAGUACUUACUUUGCCAGUACAUAGCAAUAUUUUUCCCAGGUUUGUGACAUACAAGUUAUAAAUGUAGGACUAGGGUUCCAACCCAGAAAAAAAAUCAGUUGUACAACAAAUGCUGACCCGAUGAUUGUUUGAUUUAUAAUCAAAAUAUUAUGCCACAGACUUGAGCCAAAAAUACUAUAUGUAAGAAUGUAGCAUUGAAUGAAGUGAUAGGAAUAGACAAGUGCUUGGUUAUGUUAAAAAUUAUGUUGACAUGACGUCCAAGUUUAGGUUUAUUUCUAUCGCAAAUUUGCAUGUACAGAUAGAUGUAUUGGUUUUGUUGCAGCAGUUUUCUUAAGUUGAAUUAAAACAGUAUCCUUUACUUGAUGGUUGAAUGAAACCUGUAAAUAUGCUGGUUAAAAAUCAUAUCCUUAUAAAGGCUUAAAAAAAUUAACUUUUUAGAUUUUUAAGACAUAGAAUUAUGUAAAAAUUGUUGAAUAUCAUAACUGCUUUGUGACCUUGCGAAAACAACAAUUAGAAAAUUAUUUUCUGAAGCACAUUGAUUUAAAGAUAAAUUGAUAAGUGCUGGUGUAAAUUUUACUAUUGUGUCAUUCAGUAUAUAAUUUAUAAAAUGUUAAGGGAUAUAAAUAAUUUUCAUUAUUUGCUGUGCAGACAUUCUACCCUUACAUCACGUCAUAGUGAAAUGGUGCCAGUCACUGUUCAUACAUUUUCAGGCAUUUUCCUUCGAUAUUUUACAUGUACGGGCCUGUGAGGCAGGUUAUAUUGUUGGUGUUUUGAUUUUAAUAAAGGUUGAUGGAGGAAUGUUUUAUCGGGUACCAUUUGCCUUAGUUUUAGGAAAAAGUAGUGAAAAGAUUAGUCUUGUUGCUUUUUACAAGUGUUGCUAUGUGUUAACCUUCCCUGUUAAUAGUGACACAAAUAAGGUUGAAUAUUUUUUGUGUGUGUCCAGUUGUUGACAUUUAAGAAUAAAAGGUAUUUUUGUAAUAUACUUGAUCUCAGUAGUUAUUGUUCACUAUGCAACAUAAAUGUAGUAAUGUUCACAAGUUUACAGUCACUGUAUCAUCCAUAAAUAAGCUUUUGGCUUAUUUCAAGCAAUUAGGCUCAUUUGAGGAGCUUUUGGCUCAUCUCCAGGAAUUAGGCUCAUUUGAAGAGCUUUAGGUUGAUCUGCAGCAGUUAGGCUCAUUUUGAAGAGCUGAAGGCUAAUUUCAGGAGCAAAAGUUCAAGAAAAUUUAGCAGAUAUUUAAAAAAAGCAGCUUAAAAACUACUUUGAGCCAAGUAUUGUGGUGUUCAGAGCUUUCUUCCAGCCUAACUGACUUCAUAAAGUUCUGUGUAUUUAACAUUGAUCACAUGUUCAUUGAAUGUUAGUCUUGUCAUCUAAAAUAUCAUAUACAUAUAAAAUAUUUUCACCAUUAUUUUGUUCUGCCCACUUACUGUACCAUGUACGGAAGCAAUAUCCUUGAUAUUGUUUUAACUGCGUACUUAUUUUAGUUACAAUAAGAAAAUGUUCAACUUAUUAGGAUGACUUAUUUGUUCUGUUAUAUAAAAAAUGAAAUUAUUUUGGCGUAAUUUUUUUUUUGUGCAUUGGUUUUAGUAACAAUCUCCAAAUUUGUUGUAGUAAUCUUUUUAUAUAUUAAUUAGGAUUCAUGUUAUGUUCUUGUUGUUAUUUUUUCUGCAAGUUAUUUUUUUAUUUUAAUUUUAUCCUCUUUCCAAAAAAUUCAGGAAAUGUUGAACACUUCACUAUAACUUGUAAAACAUGUUGUAAACAAUUACUUCUUUCAAAUUACUGGUUAUUAUAUACACAGUUUAAGUAUGAUAUAUCAAAAUAUAUAUAUAAAUAUAAGUGUAAUUUAUUUGUUAUAUGUCCUAAUGGAAUAGUAAUAAACUUGUGUGCCUUCAUAUAACAACGACAUUGAUUUCUUAAAGAAGAAAAUUAGCCAUGAUAAGUAACUAAUGUUUACUUACCAAUAUUGUUAAAUUUAUACUUAUUCACCAAAUUUUGAAUUUUAUUAUUAAAGCGGCCUUCGGCUUCUUUAUAUUAUCUUUUGAAACACAAUUCUGUGUUGUUAAAACUAAGUAUUUUAUAUUAAAACUAAGUAUUUUAGUAAAUUUAUCUGGGAAAAAUGCAUCUGUUAAGUCUACUUCAAAACAGCGUCCCGAGAGCUAUUUAUAGCGUGCCAGUGAUGUUUGUGCUAAAAGUAUAAGAUUGGGAAACGAAUUGUCAGUUUUAAUAAUUUACAUAUAUAGAUCAGAUUAGAGUAGUUUAGAGGUAUGAAGGGGUUUCCUUAUUGUUUUAUGUAUUUUAUCAACUGCAAUUUCAUUUUGCCACCUUAAUUCUUUUGAUUUGGCAAUUACAUGAAAUGAUUAAUCUAAAAAUAACAUAUUUAACCUUUAGAAAAGCUGAAGACCGCUUUUAUCAUAAUAGAAUUUACAUUAAAGUGUUUUAAAAGAAAUUGAUUAAUACAAAUAUUAUAUACACACGUUACUUUACAUUUUGCAUUGUUUUCGUAGUAAAUAAUUUAAAUGAGAUACACAUAUUAAUUUCGAGCUUGCCUAAUAAGGAAAGAAUCUGUACAUUAUGUAAAUAGUGUAAAAUAAUAAAAACCCUAAAGUGCUAAGUGUAAAGAGCUUCUUGUAAAAGAUCUGCUACUUCUGAUAUUGUAUGUUUUUUCCCCCUUAUUUGUAUUAUAAAAUAAAGCAUCUUUCCAAAGUUACUUGAAAUAUAUUAUUUUGAUUGUAAAGUUAUGGAAAAUAGAAUAUCCACUUUUGUUUACUGUUUAUAUAAUGUUUCAAGAAGUGUUUUACAUGAUGUAAUGUUUGAACACUAAAGCGUCCAUGUUCCCAUGGCAAAUCAUUUGGGAAAGAAUAUUUAUAUUAUUACAGCAUUUGAUUAUUUGAAGUAAAGAAGUGUAAUUUGUUUUCUUUUUUUCAUACAUGUUUAACUGAUAAAAUAUUGUAAAGAAAUCCAUACAAGGGCAUUUUUGUGUAUUUUUGAACUGCAAAGAAAUAUUACACAUACGUUACUCAAGAGAUAAAGAGCAUGUAGUUAUAAUAAUUUUGUCAUUAUCAUUAUGUUAACUUGAAACAUGUUAAACCAUCUAUGAAGUGUAUAGAAAACCAUGAUUAAAGUUGAUUGAAGUUUAAGGAAAAUGCUCCAUGAAGUUUAUGGAAAACCAUCCAUGAAGUUUAUAGAAAACACAGCAUUCACAAAGUUUAUGGAAACCAUUCAUAAAGUUUAUGGAAAAAUAAAUAAAAUUUAUUUAAAACCAUAUGUGAAUCUUAUGCAAAACUAUCUAUGAAGGUUUUGGUAAACCAUGAAUGAAGUUUAUGCAUAACCAUCCUUGAAAUUUAAAGAAAACUAUGAAAUUUAUGGAAAACAAUGUGAAUGUUAUUGAAAACUAUCCAUGAGAUUUAUGCAAAACUAUGAAUUUUAUGGAAAAAAAAUUAUGAAAUUUAUGGAAAACGAUCUGAAGUUCAUAGAAAACCAUUCAUCUAUGACACGUAUGCAAUUUUACACCGUUUUACAAUUUAUUGAGGACUUCAGAAGACGACACUUCAAAAUGUUUAAUUGUUUAGCAAUGGUUAGAUUUGGAUAAUACUACUAGAGUAAAAUAUCUUAACUAUUUCAUUUUUUUAAUUUAGUGGACAAUGCUUUUUACAAAUGUGAAAAAAGUAGUAAGCAAAAAAAAUCAUAUUUUAUGAAGUAUUUUCACCUGUCAGUCAUGUAUCACUAAAACAUAAACAUUUGUAUUUGUUCAAACAGUUUUGGUGUGUAUUUUUUUUCUUUUAUUAUGAAAACAAGUAGACAUUCUUUAUGUAUUGUUAUUUUAUGACAUAACCUUAAUUAUGAAAUUGGAAAAAUUAUGAAAUAGGUUAAUGUUGUUUAUAACUUGAAGAAAAUUGAAAAGAGUUUAAUGUUGUUUGUUACACAUUUUUAGUUUACACAGCUUAUAUAUGUUCUAAAUAGAAAUAUGCAACAGAAUUUGUGUAUUUGCUUUUAUUUUGAUCAUUAUUGGCAGUUUUAUAAACUUUGAUGCAAUAAUAUUGUUUUUCCUUCGGUAUUUUUUACUUAGCGGAUCUGUAGAAAUACAAAUAUGAAAUGUGAAAAUUUCUUUUCACUUUUAGUAAUUGCACGGUAAUGUGUUAGCAAUUAAGGAUGUUUUUUGUUCAAUAUGGUCAUUCAAUUGGUUGUGUACACUUAAUUUACAUGUUUUAAAAUGCUGACUAUGCAUUUCUUCAAAUGUCAGAAGAAAUUUAUUGAAACGUCCAUUAAAGUUGUGCCUUGUAAAUUAAGUCCAUCCAUAACAUAGCAUCUCCUUUAGAAGUUUAAGGUAACUUUUUUUUCCUUUUAAAAAUCGAUAAAAUUUUGUUGUUGUUAUUAUUAGAAAAUGGAUUGCCUUAAUAAGAAAGUUUUUUUCAUAGGGUGUAACCUGUCUUACAUCUAAAGGUUUGUAUUUAUAGAAUAAGGUUGAUAUCAUCCAAAUACGAUUUUUAGUAUUAUUGUUAUAACAUGUUGAUUUGUGUGAAAAAAAAAACAGUUUAACUGUCCAAAAUUUAAAAAGCAAGAAUGUGUUUUAAUUGUUAGAAGAGCCAAUCAGGUACCUUGUUAUAUUAGAACAUCCAAUUAGACGUCUUGUUGUUUGAAAUAUUUCUUUACCUUUGUAUCAGACUUUCUGAUUGGUUAUCAUGUGUCAAGAGUCAUUGAUUGGCUCUUGUAUUUAUAUCAGGCUUCCUGAUUGGCUUCUGUCAUGAUAGUUUUAAACUUGAAUUUUUGUAUAGUCCUUAAAGUAAUAUACAAGUACUUAAUUGUAAAAAGAUGCUAUUAAAAUACCUUUAUACAUUUUUAUACAGUUAUUAUACAUUAUUUUAUACCAAGUCAUGUGUAUUGUUACAUUAUGCAUGUUCUAAGAUGAUUUAAAUAUUGGUGCACUUGUUAAUAUAUUAUCGUGAAACCUACUUUAAUAUUUUCAUACUUUGGUGUUGAUAUACUGAAGGGCAGUUCCAAACAUAUUAUAUUAUCAAGUUAUCUAGUUGUUAUAAUGAGGUUGUUUUCAUAAUAAGAAUGUUUUCAAUCCUGUUUUUCAUAAUAAGAAUGUUUUCAAUCCCUUGUCCUUAAAUAAGAAGAAAUAAUUCUCUUACAGAUAAAUUUAUAAAUUAGUUUUAUUUAUAUGUACAUAAUUUCAACAAUUUUCUAGUCUUGAUCAUUAGAUAUUACAUGUUAUUAUUAUUUUCAUGAAAUGAUAAAUGAAUAUUCAGAUGUAUUUUUUUGGUAUUUUUGUCAAUGAUAUAUUUGAAAUUGAGUGGCUAACAGUAACAUAUGCAAGCCUAUACCAGUGAUUAUGGCAUAUAGUAUUCAGAUAGUGUAUAUCUAGUUAAACUGCCUUUGAGUAUAUCAACUAACAAAAUAUGAAGUCAUAUUGUACAGUACAGAUUGUUGUGUCAAAGAGCUUUGUUCUUUCACCUUGCCUUUAUAAACCAUAUGCAUUGAUUGAUCCAUCCUGUAUUUUUUCAUAUAAUCAAAUAUAAAAUUUUAGACUUGAUAAAUAAAAUGACUGAUAACAAAA
Molecule: messenger RNA, 7688 nt
Organism: Ruditapes philippinarum (Manila clam)
Lineage: Eukaryota; Metazoa; Mollusca; Bivalvia; Venerida; Veneridae
Product: transcriptional enhancer factor TEF-1-like
Exons: 11
Coding region: 242-1657 (471 amino acids)
Biological process (GO): regulation of transcription by RNA polymerase II; embryonic organ development; hippo signaling
Cellular component (GO): transcription regulator complex
Molecular function (GO): RNA polymerase II cis-regulatory region sequence-specific DNA binding; DNA-binding transcription factor activity, RNA polymerase II-specific
Source: RefSeq, a predicted model, not a curated record